UGCCCUGCCUCUCAGCCAGCUGGCCGGGGAGAUACCUCACCCCGUAACUAUGUCAGUGUGGCCUCUCUCCUUUUAUAAGGCAGCCAGACACCCAGUUCCUUUCAUUUACAGCCUCCGUGCUUCCAGGGAGCACCGCUACUGGGUGAUAUUGGAAAUCAGCGGAGUAUGAGGAGUAUGGGUUCCUUUGUGGGGCCGUUCCUCCUCUCACAGAUGCUGUUACAGCUAGUCAGCAGAGCACAUGGUCAAAGUACAGUCUACAAUCUUCUCGCAUCACCAGAGUGCUUACCAGACCUCCUGCAGGAAGGGCUUGCAGCCCAGUCUGUGAAUGAAGUUUUUAUUCUCACCUCAUUCAGCCUCCAGCCCAAGACAGGCUCCACAGUAUUUAGCCUUUAUAAUCCAAGAGACAACAGCAAAUUUUUUGAGUUCACAGUUCAAGGGAAGCUGAACAGAGCGACCCUGCGCUACCUUAGAAGUGACAGCAGAACAAGCACCGUCACGUUCAACAAUGUGAAGCUUGCUGACAGCCAGCGGCACGCGGUGAUGUUCCACCUGAAAGGCCUAAGGCGGGAGCCCAGCAGCGUGGAACUUUACGUGGACUGCAGGCUCAUCGAGAUGGUUAAGGACAUGCCGGCGGCCUUCAGGGGGUUGCCUCCUGGACCCAACAUGGUGGAGCUUAAGACCAUGCAGCAGAGGACACAGGAUGGAAUAGAGGAACUGAAGCUGGUAAUGGGUGAUUCAUUAGAAAAUGUCGCUUCUCUCCAAGGCUGCUAUCUACAUCAGAGUGAUUCAGUCCAGGCCUUGGGUAUUAAUACCAAGCAGUUAGCAAACCAAAUGCUCGAGCUCAGCAAAGUGAUCUCAGAGCUGAAAGAGGUCCUUAUCCAGCAGGUUAAGGAAACGUCUUUCCUCAGAAACACCAUCUCGGAAUGCCAAGCCUGUGGUCUUGGUGGCACUGAAGUGGAGAAGCCAAAGUGCAGCCCUGGCACGUGUUUCCGAGGCAGUGCGUGCUUCGAGACGGAGAGUGGGGUAGAGUGUGGCCCGUGUCCUGAUGGAUACACCGGAGACGGAUUCAGCUGUGAUGAUGUGGAUGAGUGUCAGUUUAAGCCCUGCUUCCCUGGAGUACGCUGUGUCAACACAGCCCCUGGCUUUAAGUGUGAAGCCUGUCCCCGUGGCUACAGUGGGCAGGCGGUCGAGGGAGUCGGCAUCGCCUUCGCACAAGCGCACAAGCAGGUGUGCAGUGAUAUUGACGAGUGCAAGAUGCUUAACAAUGGAGGCUGCACAGCGAACUCUCUGUGCCAUAACUCUGUGGGUUCGUACCACUGUGGAGCCUGUAAAACCGGCUACACAGGGGACCAGACGACGGGGUGCAAGCCUGAGAGGGGCUGUGGAAACAGCUUGCGGAACCCUUGUGAUGCCAAUGCUCUGUGUGUGGAGGAGAGGGACGGCACCAUCAGCUGCAUGUGUGGGAUUGGCUGGGCUGGAAAUGGGUACCUCUGUGGCAAAGACACCGACAUCGACGGCUAUCCUGAUGAGAAGCUCAGGUGCAAGGACCAAAACUGCAAAAAGGAUAAUUGCAUCUACGUCCCCAACUCUGGACAAGAGGAUGCAGACAAAGAUGGAAUGGGGGAUGCCUGUGAUGCGGAUGCGGAUGGGGAUGGUAUUCCAAAUGACCAGGAUAACUGCUGGCUGAAGCCCAACAUCGAUCAGAGGAACAGUGAUAAGGAUAACCAUGGCGAUGCCUGUGACAACUGCCGCAUGAUAGAGAACCCAGACCAGAGGGACACGGACAGCGACGGGAGGGGAGAUGCCUGUGACGAUGACAUGGAUGAUGACGGUCUGAAGAACUUCUUGGACAAUUGCCCGAGAGUCCCAAAUCGUGACCAGCUGGACAAAGAUGGUGACAGUGUUGGUGAUGCAUGUGACAGUUGUCCGGAGAUUCCCAACCCCAACCAGUUAGAUGUAGACAAUGACCUUGUUGGAGACUCUUGUGACACAAAUCAAGACAGCGAUGGUGACGGCCACCAAGACACCAAAGACAACUGCCCCAAUGUCAUCAACAGCUCCCAGCUGGACACAGACAAGGAUGGUCUUGGGGAUGAGUGUGAUGAUGAUGAUGAUAAUGAUGGCAUUCCUGAUGUUCUACCACCAGGACCAGACAACUGCAGGCUGGUGCCCAACCCAGACCAGAUUGAUGAUAACAAUGAUGGAGUUGGGGAUGUGUGUGAACAGGAUUUUGACCAAGAUAACACGAUAGACCGAAUCGACAACUGUCCAGAGAACGCUGAGAUCACUUUGACUGACUUCAGAGCCUACCAGACGGUGGUGCUGGAUCCUGAGGGUGAUGCUCAGAUCGACCCCAACUGGGUGGUCCUCAAUCAGGGCAUGGAGAUCGUACAGACUAUGAACAGUGAUCCUGGACUUGCUGUUGGUUACACAGCCUUCAGCGGGGUGGAUUUUGAAGGCACCUUCCAUGUGAACACUGUGACGGAUGAUGACUAUGCCGGCUUCAUCUUUGGAUACCAGGACUCCUCCAGCUUCUAUGUGGUCAUGUGGAAGCAGACGGAGCAGACCUACUGGCAGGCCACUCCUUUCAGAGCUGUGGCUGAGCCUGGCAUUCAGCUCAAGGCUGUGAAAUCUAUUUCUGGACCUGGAGAGCACCUGCGGAAUUCCCUUUGGCACACAGGAGACACCAAUGACCAAGUUCGGCUGCUUUGGAAGGAUCCACGCAACGUGGGAUGGAAGGACAAGGUCUCCUACCGCUGGUACCUGCAGCAUAGACCCCAAGUAGGAUACAUUCGGGCUCGAUUCUAUGAAGGAACUAACCUGGUUGCUGAUACUGGUGUGACAAUUGAUACAACCAUGAGGGGGGGGCGACUGGGUGUGUUUUGUUUCUCCCAGGAGAAUAUCAUAUGGUCCAACCUCAAAUACCGCUGCAAUGAUACCAUCCCUGAAGACUUCCAGGCGUUCAAUGCGCAGCACUUUGGGGAUUCACGUUAACCAGCGGAGGGGGGAAAAAUGCAAAAAGAAUGUGACAGUGUGGGAAAAGGUCUUUUGAGUACUGUUUUUUUUUUUUUACUUGUACAGAAAGAAAAAAAUUGUGUACAAAUUACAUUCUGUACCUAUCGCACCUUUGACUGGCUACUUUCUAAUAAACAGAUAAACAUUAUGUACUAAACAGAUUGAAAUUGUAAUCAAUCGCCUAGUAUAUUAACAUGGUGUAUUAUGAACUUACAGUAUAAUGUGGAGAUCAUUUGUCCUGAUAAGAAAGGAAUAUCUGAAAUCCCA
Brienomyrus brachyistius is the source of this 3282-nucleotide messenger RNA. RefSeq names its product thrombospondin 4b (gene thbs4b). The record is from RefSeq and is a predicted model, not a curated record. Gene Ontology annotation, biological process: cell adhesion. NCBI's taxonomy places the organism in Eukaryota, Metazoa, Chordata, Actinopteri, Osteoglossiformes, Mormyridae. The transcript has 22 exons. Gene Ontology annotation, molecular function: calcium ion binding. Gene Ontology annotation, cellular component: extracellular region. Bases 166 to 2994 code for a protein of 942 amino acids.